GAACUAUGUUGAAAUUUUGCCUUAAUUGAUUAGUACAAUGACACACUUCCAACAGAGGGGGAUUUGUAUGUAAUUAUGAAUUCCCAAUGCACCAUAAACCAUUUUAAGGGCUGUGACUCUCUCUUUCUGUCACAUUUUUGCGCUGUGUAUCAUUUCUCUGGACAUGAGUGUUGAGACAUCGGUGAAAUAAGCAGUCGUUCAAAUUUUAGGAGGGAUAUUUUAAGUCACCAGCUACAGAAAUGCAAGCAAUCAGGUCUCUGUUUGUCCCAAAGUGGUCUUCAGAUGUGUGUCUGGAGGGAAAGACGGCUAUAAUAACAGGGGCUAACACUGGAAUUGGAAAAGAAACAGCUAAAGACCUGGCCAGCAGAGGUGUGCGGGUGAUUUUGGCGUGCAGAGACAUGGCGAAAGGAGAACAAGCCUGUCGUGACAUCAUGAGGGAGGUGAAGGGAGCCAAGGUAGUCGCCAGGCAACUGGAUCUUGCUGACACCAAAUCGAUCUGCCAGUUUGCUGAGAAUAUCUACAACACUGAAAAGGCUCUUCACUACCUGAUCAACAAUGCAGGUGUGGCUAUUUGCCCUUAUGCUGUGACUGUGGAUGGAUAUGAGAUGCAGUUUGGAGUCAAUCACUUGGGUCAUUUCUUCCUGACCUUUCUACUACUGGACCUGCUGAAGCACUCGGCCCCAUCCCGGAUCAUCAACGUGUCGUCGGCAGCUCACGCCAUGGGCAAGAUCCAGUUUGAUGACCUGAGCGGAGAGAAAGACUAUCACCCCGUCAGGGCCUACGCGCAGAGCAAGCUGGCCAACGUCCUGUUUACCAGAGAGCUGGCCAAGAGGACUGAGGUUCUAGGUGUGAUGGCCUACUCAGUGGAUCCCGGAAUGGUCAACACUGAGAUAACCAGGCACAUUAGGCGCCCUCUUGUGGAUAUAUUCAAGACUUUCGGUAGCCUGAUCAAGACCCCAGCAGAGGGAGCUUACACCAUCAACUACUGCGUCGUCACUCCUGAGAACCAGCUGCUCACUGGAGGAUACUACAAGGACUGUUCCAUUUCCAAGAGCUGCAGGGCAGGUCAGGAUGACGGCACUGCCUUAAAGUUGUGGGCUGUGAGCUGCCACCUGCUAGGCAUCCGCUGGAGAUAAACUUACAGACUUAUACAUGUUCUCCUAUAUACCAUUAACCGGUGUUCACAAGCUCAUACAGUGAUAACCUUAAUACAACAGAUGUGGUGAUGCCAGAUUUAGUGAAUGCUGAAAAUGUGACGUAUGUGAUGGAUUUGUGUAAGUAGGCAACCAGGAGACAAAAUGUGCUAAACCUACUCAUUGUAAUAGACUGGGUAAAAAUGAAGAGUCAGAGAGGCUGCCAUGCAAAUAGGUUGGAGAAGGAAAAUGAUCGGAGCUGCUGCAAAUAAAAAGUAUCACUGAUAUUCCAAA
Lates calcarifer (barramundi perch) is the source of this 1427-nucleotide messenger RNA. RefSeq lists its product as uncharacterized. The record is from RefSeq and is a predicted model, not a curated record. Bases 240 to 1136 code for a protein of 298 amino acids. The transcript has 7 exons. NCBI's taxonomy places the organism in Eukaryota, Metazoa, Chordata, Actinopteri, Centropomidae.